Penicillium oxalicum is the source of this 4170-nucleotide messenger RNA. Its product is annotated as glycoside hydrolase family 55 protein. The record is from RefSeq and is a predicted model, not a curated record. The transcript is spliced from 6 exons. NCBI's taxonomy places the organism in Eukaryota, Fungi, Ascomycota, Eurotiomycetes, Eurotiales, Aspergillaceae. The coding region runs from base 1 to 4170 and encodes 1389 amino acids.
AUGAGACUGAGCAGACCGUCACGACUCGACGAUCAAGGCUUGUUGCCGCUGAUCAUCGUGCUACUCAUCACAAUAAUCUGCUGUGUCCCAGUGCAGGCUGACCACAGCCACUUCCAUCAUCGGCAUCUUCACCACAAGCGCGACAAUCAUAAGAACACGACCGAUGAUGAAAAUGCAUUGCUACAGGUGAAAAAUGCCCUUGCAGUCCUAAGAGAAGUCAACAAACAUCGAACCGAGUACCCAAAUUUCAACCAGAAGGCCUUUUCCGAAUCUCGCAAUGGAACAAGAGAACCCGCGCAGCCCUUGGACUAUAGCCCUGACGCUAUCAAGACCGCACGUCUUCAGGCGAGAGAUUCUUCUGCCAAUGAAACGAGCGGGAAUCGCCCUUAUCUCAUCCCGCCGGAGCUAGCGAAGGCAGCUCGGAUCGUGGCUGAAUCCACCGUCAACAAACCAACAGGCGAUCAGCCCCAGGUUGCUGCAGAAAUCAGAGAAAAAUAUGGCAAAGGACAAAGACAUACAAACACUCCUCCACAAGCCUUGGUCAGAUCAAAUGGUUUAUACAACUAUCUGGCAUUUGGAAGUGGCGGCGAUACGAGUGACAUAAAUGACAACAAGACCAUCCAAGAGCAGAUUCAAAAACGGGACGGCACGUCUAAGUAUUGGAUGGCCUCGGUCAACCAGAAUGGUCAAAGUCCGUUUGCUUCAAGUGGUUACAAGGUCUGGCGAAAUGUCCGAGACUACGGUGCUGUUGGCGAUGGCGUCACAGAUGACACAGAGGCGAUCAAUCGGGCUAUUUCCGAUGGAGGGAGAUGUGGCGUCAACUGUGGUUCAAGCACCAUCUAUCCCGCUACAGUUUGGUUUCCUGCUGGCACGUACCUUGUCAGCUCGCCGAUCAUCCAAUACUACAACACGGAGUUUCUGGGAGAUCCCUUAAACGUGCCAACUAUCCUUGCAGCCUCUAGCUUCGUCGGGUUGGGUGUCAUCACAUCGGACGUCUACGUUAGCGACAACGGGGGAUGGUAUGUCAACCAGAACAAUUUCUUGAGAAGCGUACGGAACUUCAGGAUCGACAUUCGUCCGACCGACCCUUUAGCCUACAUUUGCGCCAUUCAUUGGCAGGUGGCUCAAGGAACUUCCCUUGAGAACAUUGAGUUUUACAUGCUGUACAACUCAGACGUUCUCAGCAACACGCAACAAGGAAUUUACAUGGAGAACGGCUCCGGUGGCUUCCUAGCAGACCUCACCUUUGUUGGUGGCAACUUUGGUGCCUAUUUUGGAAACCAGCAAUUCACCUCAAGUCAGCUCGUCUUUGUCCAGUGCAAUACAGCACUUCAGGUUCACUGGGAUUGGGCAUGGACUAUGCAGGAUUAUGUCAUUGAGUCGUGCACAAAUGGAUUGACCAUCGUUGGAGGAGCAGGCGGUCCCGGGAGUACCGGACAAGGUGUUGGCUCUCUGGUCCUGGCCGAUGCUAUCAUUGCAAACACACCCAAUGGUAUCAUAACGUCUCUCUAUGCGGAGAAUUCAACGUCUCUCUUCCUGAAGAAUGUGGGAUUCUUCAAUGUCAAAACCGCCAUCAUAGACUCUGUCAAAAACCAAGUCCUUCUGGCGGGAGGAAAUGAAGUUCUCAAAGAUGCCUGGGGCUUUGGGAUGAUCACUGAUGCGGGAGGCCAGGGAUCCUUUGUCUCCGGGCAAGAUAUCCUUAAAGGGAACAUGGAUGACACACUGCUGGGAACUCAAGCUUAUGUCAAGUCCAAUCUGUUCACACGUCGCCGACCACAAUAUGAAUCUCUCACGGCACGCGACAUCGUCAAUGUCAAGGAUUUUGGCGCAAAGGGUGACGGGACUACUGAUGACACCGUGGUACUCAACAACAUCCUCUCCUACGCGGCCAACCUUUCUUCGGUUGUCUACUUCCCUUUCGGCGUCUACAAAAUUCAUGAUACGCUACGGGUUCCGGUCGGCUCACGCAUCAUCGGGCAGGCUUGGUCACAGAUCAUGGCGACAGGCGCACAGUUUUCUGAUGUCGAUAAUCCCCACGUGGCUGUUCAAGUCGGAGCCAAAGGCGACGUUGGCAUUGUCGAGAUCCAAGAUAUGCUUUUCACUGUCUCUGGUCCUACGGCUGGUGUGGUUCUUGUGGAAUGGAACGUUGAGCAGUCCGUUAAAGGAUCUGCUGCAAUGUGGGACUCCCAUAUUCGCAUUGGGGGAGCCAUCGGAUCCCAGCUCCAAAAGGCCCAAUGUCCGAAGCAGUCAGACAAAGUCAAUUCCGACUGUAUUGCUGCCUCUCUCCUUCUUCACCUGACGCCGUCAUCAACGGCGUAUAUGGAGAACAUAUGGGUCUGGGUCGCAGAUCACGAUCUGGACGAGAGCACGCAAGACCAAAUUGACGUCUAUGCAGCCCGUGGCAUUCUCAUUGAGAGUCAACUCGCAUGGCUGUAUGGUACUGCCUCAGAGCAUUCCACACUCUACCAGUAUCAGCUCUCCGGUGCGAGGAGGAUAGUCAUGGGAAUGAUUCAAACAGAGUCGCCGUACUACCAGCCUGUUCCUCUGGCUCCUGCUCCAUUUAAACCAGGAAAAUUCCCUCAUGAUCCCACAUUUGCCAAUUGCGACUCAGACUCUGUCUCAUGUGCUGUCUCUUGGGCUCUCCGCAUCGUUGAUUCCGCUAGUAUCUGGAUCCUGGGCAGUGGUCUCUAUAGCUGGUACUCAGACUACUCACAGACAUGUCUCAACACCAACAGCUGUCAGCAAAGGGCCUUUGAAAUCGAGCAAAGUGUCGAUCUUUGGAUUUAUAAUCUAUGCACCAGAGCGAUCGUGGAGAUGGUUACUCCUUUCCAAGGCGUCCCAACUUACGCCAAGGAUAAUCUCAAUGGUCUCCUUUCAUCAAUUCUCGUUUGGAUAGGUGGAUUAGAUAUGACCAUUGGAGAACGAAAGUUCCCUGGCUGGUCUAUCUACACAUCUGCCAACCUCGAAAAUCUUGAUCUGCCAGAUUCUUGCAGGACAUCGCUGGUCGCAACGAUCAAAUGCGAUUCUUUUGCACAAAGCAUGAUGUCCCGCUCUUGGCAUGGCUCUCUUGGCAACGACACUCUGACUGAUCUCGUCUGUGAUACUAGCUGUGGCGAGAGUUUAAGGGACUGGUUCACAUUGGUCCAACACAACUGUGCUGGGUACAAAAUCAAUGGCUCUCCCCCGGAGUUAUACGGUGGUCGGGUGUGGGCUGGUUACAACGAAACGUGCAUGAAGGACAAGAAUUCGGACAAAUACUGCAACGCUGUGAUUGAUGGCUUUACUCUGGUUCAAACCACCGAAGAGAUGCCUCAAAGCGAGAUCUGUUCUCACUGUUACACGACCCGCCUUCAGAUGAUGCAACAAACCCCCUAUUCCAUGUAUGAUGACUAUUACCAAGGGGUUUUAGAAACCAUCAACAAACGCUGUGGCCUCUCCGGACCGACCGACAUUCUCGAGAUCCCUUGGGCCACAAUCGACGAAGAACCCGACUUCUGCCUUUCAGAGAAGUACUACACAACAGUGACCGGUGACACUUGCACCUCUAUCGCAGAAGCCAACAGUAUCUCUUCUGCAUCGCUGUACAUGGGCAAUCAAAAGCAAAUUCUGAGUUGCAGUUCCAUGAAGGCGGCGCUCAAGCUUUGCCUUCCCCCAACAUGCGAAGCGACAUACUCCCUCGAACCGUCGGACAACUGCACAGCAAUUGAAACCGCCUUUUCACUUGCGAAUGGAGAUCUUCGUAAAUAUAACCCGUGGAUAUCGUUCGACUGCGACAACUUGCAGGUUGCGAGCAAAAUCUACGGCAAGAAUCUCUGUCUCUCGCCGCCCGGUGGUACGCACACAAAUGCAACCGCUGGCACGGAUUCAACUACUCCGACAAAGGCGAACGGAUAUGUCUAUAACUACGUUGCGCCGCCAUCGAAUGCCUCCUUGGCCGAGGGCACAACCCAGAAUUGUGGCCGCUGGCACGAGGCUGUGGCCAAUGAGACCUGUGUUGGGAUCUGUGGAUUGGAGAGCAUCACGCAUGGUUUGUUCGUCAUGGUCAACCCAUCUUUGAAUAGUACUCAUUGUUCAGAGAGCCUGCAGAUUGGGAAGACGUACUGUGCUGGCCCUAUAUAUACGUGGAAUGAUACGCUCACUAAUACGGGUAGUGGCGCCAGUGCAUCAUAG